This is a messenger RNA of Trichoderma aggressivum f. europaeum, 1098 nucleotides long. RefSeq lists its product as uncharacterized. Gene Ontology annotation, biological process: inosine biosynthetic process; adenosine catabolic process. Lineage: Eukaryota; Fungi; Ascomycota; Sordariomycetes; Hypocreales; Hypocreaceae. The transcript has 3 exons. Gene Ontology annotation, molecular function: adenosine deaminase activity. The coding region runs from base 1 to 1098 and encodes 365 amino acids. The record is from RefSeq and is a predicted model, not a curated record.
AUGGAUUUCAUAGCGUUGCCCAAAAUCGAGGUCCAACCCCCCUAUCCCCUCUCAUCUCCAAUCCCCCCAAAAGCAAGGAAUCAUCGCUCGCUCACACAUCUCCAGCUUCACGCUCAUCUCACAGGCAGCAUCUCCCGCCAAACCCUCCACGAGAUAUGGCUCAAGAAGUCCGCCGCCAAAGAAACAGACCUGCAAGAUCCUCUCCUCGUAAUCCCAGAGGGCAAACACGAUUACAAUCUCGAAACCAAAUACAUCUACGCCCUCCUCACCGACGAAAUCUCCCUCCGCCACGCCACCCUCUCCGUCCUCCAAUCCUUCCUCCUCGACGGCGUAAUCUACCUCGAACUCCGCACGACUCCCCGUCCAACCCCCCUCCUCUCCACCACUCAAUACAUUUCCAUCCUCCUCGACACAAUCUCCUCCUUUGAAACCUCCCAUCCGUCUCUCCACACGCGCCUCAUCCUCUCCAUCGACAGACGCCACGACUUCGCCACCGCCUCCUCCAUCCUCGACCUCGCGCUUUCUCUACCCAGCCGCAUCGUGGGUCUCGAUCUUUGUGGUGAUCCGGCAGCUCGUCCGGGGGGUCAAGUCGCGCUUUUCACGCCGUUGUUUGAAAAGGCGCGGGAGGCGGGACUGGGGAUCACGUUGCACUUCGCGGAGGCGGAGAGCAGUGCUUCGGAAGCGGAGUUGCAGACGUUGUUGGGUUGGCGACCGCAUCGUUUGGGACAUGUGAUUUGCGAGGACCAAGAUGCGAAGCGAGCGAUUGCGCAAAGGAAGGACGAGCUGUGUCUGGAAUUGUGUUUGAGCUGCAAUGUGCAGGCGGGCAUGGUGAAGAGUGGUUUCGAGGGCCAUCAUUUCGGCGAGUGGACGGCCGUCGAGGGUAUCAAGGUGUCCCUGGGAGGGAAAAAGGCUGACGGAUUUGCUCAGACCGACGACGUAGGCAUCUUCGGCAGCCCCCUAUCCAACGAAUACCGCCUCGUCGCCCAACACUUCCGCCUUGACGACUCCCAAAUCCGCGCCCUCGCCAGAGAACCCAUCGACCACAUCUUUGGAGGCGACCUCGAAAAGGAGAGGCUACGACAGCUCAUGUGGCCUUGA